AUGCAGUUCGACGCGGAUCCGGGCCGACUUCACAACAUGGCAUCUGUGGAGAUCAAGGGUGCUUUCAAGUGCUUUGGUAUCGUGACCAGAUUUGUGCGAAGGCCUGCAAGCAGCAGUCUCACGCUCCUUCCAAGUUUGCUAGCCUUUGCUGCUUUGAACAAUUCAUCGACAACUCAAGUCUCAGACAACUUUCAACAGAAGUUAGAACUUUCAACUAUUCUAGAUGACAUGGAUCAACGGUCCAUGUGCCGAAACUGGAACUCUGGGGCGCUCCGAGUUGCUCAAUACUCGCUGGUAGCCGCCGGCAUCCGUAAUGCGACAAUCGACGACCAGGACGGUGACUCUCGGGUGACAAACAACCAUGUCACUUACUAUCCACGCGAGAACGCUUGGGAUGAUCAAACGUGCGGCAGUAACAAGUGUGCCCUUGUUUUUGACACGUCGCUGGCAUUCGACAAUACAUAUACUGCGGGGACGUGGGACCCCGGCAAUGCGACGAUGGGAAUCAACAUGCAGUUUAAUGGAACCGCGAUUUAUGUGUAUUUCAUCCUCGCAAACACAAUUGUCAACAGCGCCAACUUCACACUUGACAGCGACGAGCCAGAACUUUACAGCUACCAACCCAGCGCAACCCAAUAUAAUGCGACAGUUUUCUUUCGAUCCAACCUCCCGAAUACUCUCCAUACACUAAACAUCUCUACCACAGGUCUCACGCCCCUAUACGUCAACUUCGACUAUGCAAUCUACACCUACAAUGAUGGUGAUUCGACCACCACCUCGUCGCCAUCAUCGCUGUCCACGGCGACGACUAUGUCUCAGGCACCAUCUACCACCCUUACAGGUGCACCAGCUCGGAGGACUCCAGCAGGUGCUAUCGUUGGUGGUGUAGUGGGUGGAAUUACGCUGCUUGCCCUUGUCAUCUCCCUUCUGUUCUGUUGGCAUCGUCGGGGAGGCCAUGAUGCCCUUCGGAGUAUUAGGGGAAACGGGGGUCCCGACCAUCUAAUGAGGCAAUACGACGAUGGGGUAGGCAAUCUAGCGGUGUCAGCCUCUGCGAUGCCAUAUACGCAACCGCUUGCAGUCGGCUCAGAAUCCCCCAUGGCCAGCGUCACGCUACCCGGCAGCCUCGGUACUAGUAGCAACAACCGUAGUGCCUCUGCUCUGCUACCAUCUCCUUUGAAUGUCACAGGAACACGGGAGGAGGUCCGCCGUGCACGACAAGAAGACCUCGAUAAUCGGCUAAGAGUGGUACAGCAUAACAUAGUACAGUUGGAGGAGUCAAGCGCAAGUUCUGGGAGAUCGGUGUCAUUGAGGCGGCAGACUUCGGGGGCGUUUGAUUUCAUUGAAGAGGAGAUGCAAAUGUCAAUGCUUGACAUGCAAGAGGCGAUUCGGUCGCUGAAGGAGCAAAUGCGCGUUUUGAGGGAGCAGCAGCAGUCCGCAUGGGCCCAGGGAUUGUCGGACGAUCGUCCGCGCGGAUAUACACCUAUGGAGGGGAUGCAAAUUCCAGGGGAGGCAUCGUCUGAACCUGAUAUGUCACAACUAAGGCCCAAUGAAAUCAAGGGGUGCCGGCCCGGGAAUCCCGUACCGGGACCCGUGGCCACCAACAUGUGA
Molecule: messenger RNA, 1608 nt
Organism: Laccaria bicolor S238N-H82
Lineage: Eukaryota; Fungi; Basidiomycota; Agaricomycetes; Agaricales; Hydnangiaceae
Exons: 8
Coding region: 1-1608 (535 amino acids)
Source: RefSeq, a predicted model, not a curated record